AUGCAACAGCAACAACAAGCUUCAUUAGUUACGGUUAGAACGGUUACGCGCCGGAUAGUGAGUCAUCCAGGAAAUGAAAACCAACAGGAUAACUCACGAAAAUGUCAUACAACAGAUCAAGAUUUUCACAGUAAACAACAUUUGAAGGAACAUAAAGUUUAUUCUGAUGAUACACGGCAGGGAAGAAUAUACGAUGAUUUGUGGGGAGAUAGGGAACAUUCACAGACAGCCACUCGUGCCGUCAAAGAUUAUAAUGAAACUGUACAUCGGUCCUUUGAUAGAAGUUAUAGUUCACAUGAAUAUGUUGUGAGAUCAAUUAAAGAACAACAGCAUCAGCAGAGAACUCGUUCAUUAUCAAGAGAUAAUAGUCAGCGGUCAUCUCGGGCAAGAACAAAAGAAUGUCUUCGAAAAUGCGCGUCAAUUGAAUCCGUUUUAUCACAUAUUUUGGAUAAGGCACAUAAAUAUAAAACUAAAAAACAUUAUUAUGACACAAAUAAACGACAAUAUGGUAAAAGGCAGAGUAAUACCGUCUAUGAUUAUUCAACGGCAACAAGCGAUCAACACAAUUAUUCGGAUACCGAACAAUAUUUUCGCAUACCACAUGUAUUAACCAAGAAAUGUGAACAGUCAAUGGAAGAGAAUGUGAUGGAUAGUGACGAUACCUCAACUAAAACUAAAAGGGCCUAUGCAACGAUUAAUCGUGGCAAUAAUAGAAAGCGAACAGUCGAAGAAGAAAAAGAAUAUGAAAGUGUCGAAGAAAUCUACCAUCAACUAAAACGUGUUUCUAGAAUAGAUGACGCUCAUCAACGUUCAGCUUCCCACAGAACAUCAUCAAAACCGAUUGUUGCAACAACCGAAACAGAUAGAAUGAGAAUCUCAAAUGAAAAUUAUCAUAAAGAUUAUCAACAUCAAUCUCAAAAUAAUAUUGCUGUACAACCAACAGUUAUUCGUCAAGAAUUAUCAAUGAAUCAGGAUUAUUAUAAUGAUCAACAACAACGUGUAUUGCAACAAAAUAAUUGGUAUCCCGACGAAAUACUAGAUCAUCGUUUAGUCCCCACAUCUCAUGAAUAUUUAUCAAGAUCAACAACUCAGAGUGAAGGUGGUUUCACCACGACAAGUGAAAAUUAUGAACAGCGUGAACGGCAGCGUUUACAUCAAACUCGAACAAAAGAUCGUUCAAUUCCGAUACGCAUUGCCUCUACAAGUUCCAUACCAGAUGAAAUAGACGUAAAAUAUCAAGCAUUCGAUAAUAGUUCCUCAAUGUAUUGUGAAAAUACUUUUAUGUCUGAGAAACACGAGCGACACUACGUAUCACAAUCGGUGGAAAAUUUGUUGUUGCCAAAACAACACAUCGAACAAGCUGAACAUCAUAGUACAUCACAACAGUCCACAUAUGGGGAACAUGAAACAAAAAUAAUUGAAGAAGUAAUCGAAACAUUAGUAGAUGAGCUGCAAUUAUUGAUAGAUAAAACUGAUCGCAGCACAACGAUUAUGAAAGAAAAGCAUAGCAAACCACAGAUUUAUUCUCCCAGGCCUACAAGACCUUUAUUAGGCGAAUAUGAACUGAGAAUUAUUGACCAAUCGAUUGGAGCCAGGAAUGAGCUACAAGUCGUGUUUCCCAAACAACAACCAGAGACUGAAUAUCAAUCGACGUUACAAGUACAAGCUAAAAAUCUCACCGUAGAUAAUCAGUAUGGUAAAAUGGCUGAUGAACAUUUGUUUACAGUCCUGGAUUCAAAAUUAGAAGUAGCUACAACAGAAAAUAAAGUCGAAUUUGUUAUACCGAAACCGAUAAGAGAUAAUAUCGCGCAUAUUGAAGAACAUUCGACAACUGUUUUCAAAUCAAUCGGUGAUGUAGACCGACACUUUGUACGUAGCAGAAAAAUAAGCAGCAGCUCUGAUCAAUCGAGUGAUUAUGGAGAAGGACAUUCCAAUCAAAAUGUGGAUGUUAAUAAAAGUAUAUAUAUAUACGAAACAGAGGAUACCGGAUAUGCGAGUGGCGGUGAACAUUCGACAACAUAUGUUCAACAUGUUCCAGCAAAAUUUGAACCGAUCGAUUUAGUCAUUGAUAAACCAAAAAUACAACCAAGUAUAUCGAAAAUAAUUGCCGAUAUUCAAGGUCAGGCACAAAUAACAUCUAUACGUCCAACAAAAAUAAUUCAACAAGAAGAUAGUUCUGUCGAGUUGAUGAUGGAUUUAAGUAAACAACCAGAACAAUACGACGAAAUGGAAGUCAUAUUAGAAAAACCAAAGAUACGCGAUAGUUCAAGUAAAGUUCUGGCCAACAUACAACCGGGUCUCGAAUUGAAGUCAAUACGUUCAACUGGUGCUCUUGAUCAAUUACAAGGGACGGAAAGUAGCUCAUCGUUAACAAUGCAAAUGAAAGAAGAUGAAGACGAAACAAUGGAGUUACGAAUAGCGAAACCACGUGUCCAAGAUAGUUCAAGUAUUCUGAUAGCAGAUAUUCAAGGUGAACUGGGUGUUCAAGGUAAGUUAAUUGCAUCCAGUUUACAACAAGAAGAUUCAUCAACAGCAAUAGUCAUGGAUUUAUCAACACAAAAACAAGAGCAUGCACCAUUCGAAUUAAUUAUACCCAAAUUUGGUGUUGAAAAAUCAACGAGCACUGUGGUUGCACAAGUUGCUCCAACACUAGCCGGAAUAAAAACAACCAUUAGCGUACCCCCAUCCGAAAGUUCAUCUAGUCUCUUUUUGGAACAACGGUUAGUUCCCGACGAACUCGUUGAUAUAAUCCUACCUAAACCUAAAAUUGGAAGUAGUUCAACAACCGUUAUUGCUGAUGUAUCAGCUAAAUUAGAAACAAAAUCGAUUCGAGCUACU
Didymodactylos carnosus is the source of this 2838-nucleotide messenger RNA. The record is from the annotation of a GenBank genome assembly. NCBI's taxonomy places the organism in Eukaryota, Metazoa, Rotifera, Eurotatoria, Philodinida, Philodinidae.